AUGUGCCUCCUGGCCCAGAUCUGCAUAAGCCACUUCUCCCGGCACACCUUCCAAGGCUUGCCUCGCGACGAUGACUGGAUGUGUUCCCAGCUGGCAUCGACCAUGAACUGGAGGUGCCCUGCUUGGAUGGACUGGUUCCAUGGGGGGCUGCAGUUUCAGGUGGAGCACCACCUGUUCCCUCGCGUCCCAAGGCACAACCUCAGAAAGGUGCAGGCCAUGCUGGAGCCAGUGUGCGUUGAGCUGGGGCUCGAUUACUAUUGCCCAGGCUUCAGGAUGGCGGUCUGGGAUACGUUUGUUGGGCUGAAAAAGGUCGCUGACGAGGCCAGGAACCUGGCAAACCCCAAGAUGUCCAAGACCUCAAGGACUGUGGGUCUGAUGGCUGUCAUCGACAGUUAG
Molecule: messenger RNA, 396 nt
Organism: Ostreobium quekettii
Lineage: Eukaryota; Viridiplantae; Chlorophyta; Ulvophyceae; Bryopsidales; Ostreobiaceae
Source: the annotation of a GenBank genome assembly